UAAACAUAUCGCACAUGGUACUUGGAACUUACGUGAUGAAAAUUACAUUUUUAACCAAUACAAUUUUAUUAUCGUUAAGUAUUGUCCCAAGUAAUUCCAAUCAUCUUUGAAAAAAUCUAUUUUAAUAGACAAUACCAUAAAAAUUGGCAAUAUUUAUUUUAUUUGCUAGAACAAUAAUUCCAGAAAAAAAUUCCGAAAAGAUGGAACUAAAUUAAAACUACCGCAAUAUUUUUACAUUUACUAACACUGGAAAAAUAUUUAAUUUUGGUAAAGUACGAGAUUUCAGAUUUAUAGUUAUGAGAAAAUGGUAUGUUGUGCAGUUCACAUUUUCCCAAGGUUAUUAAAUGCAUAAAUAAAGGGGAAGACCUGAAGUUUUUACUUGAUAAUCUAAUCAAACCCAGGCAAAACGAUAAUACAUCCCAAAUACAUUUCACCUAAUGAAAAUAAAUUUUUUAAUUUUAUUGUCCUCUUUCUCGCUUUCUUCUACAAAUCUAAUGGUGAACUUCGAGUGGCACAUAUUUUGUAUUAAAAUUUUCGUCAGUUUCAUUACCAUUAAUAUCCUGUGCUUGUUUAUAUGCUGGUCAACUUAGUAGUUUUAAGUACCGUAACGCUUUCGACUUGUCAGUUAUUUUACUCAAGACGUUAUGUGUUUGGCAUAAAUGAUUACCAUUUCAGCUCCAUAGAAUACGAUUUUUUGUCGAUCUUGAUUUUGAUAGAGAGGUCGAAUAAAAGCAGCAGUAACCUUUACCAUUCUGUGUUGUUAAUUUGAGGUUAGCUUGACAGGAACAACCUUUACUUUAAGGAAUUGCUUAGCUCCAUUGGUGAAUUCGCUCCAAAUACCCAAAAUUAUUUUUCAGAGAUUGAAGUUUCGGAUCUGAGCACAUCUACCCAUAUUUAUUAAAUAUUUUGAUAAAGUUACGUCCCUUUGUCAUUGCCGUAUAAAAUAUCCGAAACACUUUUCUAAUAGGAUGUAAUAGGUUUUCUCAGCAGGUUAGAUAACGAAGAACGGCAUUUUUAGGAGUCCAUAAUCUAGUAGUAAUGUUUAUACUAUUUGAUUUCCAUUUUCUAAAAACUAUUCCUUCAAAUAUUCCCUAAAAAAGCGCAUUAACAUUCUUCAGCGGACACUAAAUCUCAUUUAUAUCUUUUAAUUUUUUGUUUCUUGUCUGUUGCUUCGUUAAACGAAUCUUCCGUCAGCAAUCUCAUAUAUUAACGUCCCUCAAUUAAGGGUUCUACCAAAGGGAAAACUGCUCACUUCGGCUACCGUUACCAAAUGUUUUUCCAAGGUGUAAAGCGAACGUAGCAGCAAACACUAAGAAACGUUACAUGGUUGGUUCAUUUUCUUGGUCAUUUUGAACCAAUCAGACCAUUUCCUUUUGUUGCAAGUCGUUUUUUACUAAUAGACCACAGUUACUGUUUUCAUCUAUGUUGUUUUGGUACCCAAAGUUGCCUGAAGAGGAAAAGAUAGCAGUCUUUAAGACUAAAUGCACAGAUAUUUUACUUUGACAAAUUACAUUAUUUACAUUUGACGGAUAUUUAAAUAUAGAACUGUUUUAACAAAUUAGUUGUGCUCCAGAUUCUUUGUCAGUAAGACACUCUCUCUUUGUCCUUUUCUGGACAACAGUCUCAACUUCAACAUUUCAGCCAAAUACCGUAGCAGAUUAUCACUCAGUUGUCUUCAGAACUACAAUCAACUACUGUUAGCAAGAUGUAAGGUCACAGUAUAUACAAAACAUGACAUCUGUACCUUUAGAAUUACAACCAGUUGCCAUAAAACUCAGUCAUCAUCACAGAACUAAACACAGCAACCAACAAUUUCCUACUUAUCAACUUUUACCAACUUCACAACUGAAAAUACCAAUUCUAUGUCAGAACACCAUAUUCUCUUCAUAUCAACACAAGUUAUCACAAAGUGUUGACCAGAAUAACAGACCAGAUAUUUCCAACUCUUGAAUAAAAGACAUUAGUUAGUGAUUUAUUCACGAAUAUACCAUGAAUGACGAUGCCUUUCAUGUCACUUCAGCCAAUUGACAAGCGCUGCAUGAAGAACUUCUGCUUUUAGACGAAUGCACUGUCAUCACAAAGGUCACACCCUGUUUACAUGUAUAAAAGCGAGAAUAAAUUUAACCCUUGGCUAACAGUGAGGCCUACUAAUCAGAACUAAGGAAAAUAUCUCAAAGCUCAAAGUCCUGUGAUACAGGGAUAACUGUGAUCCUCAUUUGCAACUUCCAAAUGCAAUGGAGUUUUCUUAUAUUGGAUAUUUAAAAAGAAUUGGGAGAUGCUACUUACUCUGACCACCUGGUAUAUGUGAGUUUGGUGCUAAGAGGAGUUGAUAUUGCAGUCUUCAUUAUGACAGUACAUUCCUAAGUCAGAUUUUGGAGAUACUUAAUUCUGCACUAUGUCUUUUGGUCUAUUUGCUUGAUAAGGCUAUGGAAAUAGCCUCUCAGGGUUCUCUACCAAUUAUGGAAACUUCCUCCUAUGUAAGUCAUGAUACUUUAUGGUCUGACUUGGAUUUGUAUUUAGACGAUACAUUAUGACUGGUAUCCAAAAUCAUAAAUUAGCUAUCCUCAUGGAUAAGCUUCGUAACCGGGGGCCAUUACAACGGUCUUGGAAUGAAAGUAUUAAAGCUAUCCGUGUAGCUAUGGCUGACAAACGUCACCAAUCAGAUGCAGUGGAUCGUCCCCAGUUACAGAGGUGGUUGGACACCUUACAGAAAGCAAUGAAAGUGCUUUCUCAGUUAAAUCUUGUGGAACAAUUGGAAGCGGUUGCCAGACAAGUUGGAUUAAGUUUUACUCCACCCAGUGGACCUGAAUCACAGUUGUUUGUUGGUUCUGAUAUGUUUUAUAUCCAAGUAGCAAUGGACAAAACUGGCAUGGCUAAGGAUGUUAAGAUAGCUCACCAAGGAGAACCAAAAAGCUGUCAAGACCUUCAGGAAGUUCUCAGCCGAGGUGAUUUCAGUGAAUUUACUUCUCAUUUAGAAGGUUUAUGUCAAAUCUACAAUAUAUCUGGUGACAAGAAACAGAAAACCAAAACUUUUCUUGCGCUUCAGUCUUUGGAAUGUGAUUUAAGCAUGCUUGCACAACUACAGAGGUAGGAUUUUAUUCUUAUGAAAACCUCUAAGAAUUUUAUAUUUUGGCUAAAUUCUAUUUGCAUUUAUUUCAACAAAGAUGUUCUUCCAUGAAAGAAGAUUUAUUUCUUGGAAUAUUUAUUUCUAUGCAGAAAAGUAUUUCUAAGUGAAACACUUAUGCAUAAAAGAAAACAGUGUCUACAUAUAAAAGUAUGUCUAGUUGAACAAAUGUUUGAAUUUGAUGCCAGUGUGUUUUAAAAGAUAAGGGUGUGUGUGUGUGUGUGUGUAUGUAUAUACAUAUCUGCACAUCUGUGUGUAUGCGUGCAUGACUCAUGCACACACUCUGGUGAAUGGGAAUUUUGGCUCAUUCAGAUGUAUUUACUGAUCAUAAGUAAAGUAAAUAUAUAAAAUUGGUUUCAAAUUUUGGCACAAUGACACCAGAUCCAGGGGAAGGAUCAGUUGUACAUUGAUCCUGGUGCUCAACUGGUACUUAUAUUAAUAAAAGGGGAAGUAGUCCUCAGCCGAAUUUGAACUCAGAACAUAAAGAUGGAUGAAAUGCCACUAAGCAUUUUGCUGAGUGUGUUCAAUGACGAUUCUGUCAGCUUCCUGCCUUUAGUACAAUACAAGCAGAGAUACUUAGCAUUGCUCUGGAUUAACAAGGCAUAAUUUUUUAUUGUUUUACUUGUUUUGGCCAUGUGAGGUAACCAUACUGGUGCACCGCCUUUCAUUGAAGAAAUGGACACCGGGAUUUAUUCUUUGUAAGCCUAGUACUUAUUCUGUCGGUGUCUUUUGGCAAACGGCUUUGUUAUGGGGAUGUAACCACAGCAACAUCGGUUGUAAAGCAAUAGUGAUGGUACAAACACAGAUGCACACACACAUAUACACAUACAUAUGACAGUAUUCUUUCAGUUCCCGUGUGCAAAAUCCACUCACAAAACUUUGGUGGGUCUGAGGCUAUAGUGUAUAUGUAUAUGUAAUAUAUAUAUAUAUAUGUAUAAGUAAUAUAUAUCAUCAUCAUCAUCAUCAUCAUCAUCAUCAUCAUCAUCAUCAUCAUCAUCAUCAUCAUCGUCGUCGUUUAACGUCCGCUUUCCAUGCUAGCAUGGGUUGGAUGAUUUGACUGAGGACUGGUGAAACCAGAUGGCUACACCAGGCUCCAAUCUGAUUUGGCAGAGUUUCUACAGCUGGUUGCCCUUCCUAACUAGGUGGACUGUUAAUGUGCUAGAAGAAGAUCACA
Molecule: messenger RNA, 4298 nt
Organism: Octopus bimaculoides (California two-spot octopus)
Lineage: Eukaryota; Metazoa; Mollusca; Cephalopoda; Octopoda; Octopodidae
Product: mediator of RNA polymerase II transcription subunit 1
Biological process (GO): regulation of transcription by RNA polymerase II
Cellular component (GO): mediator complex
Molecular function (GO): transcription coregulator activity
Source: RefSeq, a predicted model, not a curated record